AUUGUACAAUUUAAUUUUAGGAAAUUCAUUUUUUAAUGACGUGAAUCCAGUUGGCUGUUAGUUCAUUUCAUUACCCAGGAUGAAGGCAUGCUGCAACACCUUAAAAAAAUCAUCAGAGGCAACGUUGUGUCUCCCUGGGCCAAGGAGGAGGACAGCAUCUUCAUUCUUUUUGAAGAUGAUGACCAAGUGGACCAGGUGAUGCACUUCUUGUCUGGAGUCCUUGAAAGUACACAGACAGAUAAGAAGUCUGCAGAUCCAGUGGCUUUAAUCAUGGAUGUACUUUUGCCAGAGGUAACGAUUUAUGCCCUUGCACCUGUACACUUCAUCUUCUCCCUGGACAAAGCCAAAGAGAUGUACAAAUGUGGAACUCAGUUUGACUGGAGACAGGACGAAGCUUGUAUUCGGGAUGUGCUCCAUCGCCGGGUGUGAAUCGUGGCGUCGCAGCGCGCAGAGAUUCACGUUACCGGAGGACCCAGAGAAGCGGCUGGAGUGGGUUCAGUUUGUUCUUGAAGUUAACGGACAGCGACUCAAGGAGUCGUCGUGGACGGACAUCUCUGUCUGUGGAGAACACUUUACACACGACUGCUUUGAGUACAAGGCGACGAGUGGGGACGUGCAGCUGAAACCCGGUGCUGUCCCGUCACUGUGCAUCAAGUCAGACCCAGAAGAUGCUGUUGACAUCUUUCCACAUUGCGCGGUCCCGGAGUCUGUGGAAACUACGGAAAUCACUUGUCAGCGGGAUGACCUGGAAACAGUUUCAGGUACUGUCACAUCUGGGUGUGGCCAAAAUGAACAAAAUGUAUGGAGCUCAAAUCUGAUUCGGAAAAAAAUUCCUCAUUUACAGAUAAAAGGCAAACAUUUUGUGAACGAGAGCUGCCUGCUGCAGUUGUUUCGCCACAAAUGUCCAUCUUGUGACUGUAAACUUCACAUGGAGAAAGUCACCUAUGGGCCGUUGAUUGUCAUCAACCAGCAGUGCCUUCAGUGUGAGUACAGAUUCCAGUGGAAAAGCCAGAUCAAUGCCAAGGUCCCAGCAGCGGAGGACAUACCACCAGUAACCCAAAAGUUACUACCAACAGAUGACUUCCCCAGCAGUGCAGGUUCCUCUGGGAGUGUUUCUCUGAGCGAUGAAGAAAAAGAUUCCUCAGAUGAAGGAGACGAAGAAGAUGAAGGCAAUGAAGAAGGUAUGAGUUCAGAUGGGGAAUGGAAUCCAACUGAGGAAAGUUUGCUGGCUAAGAAGCUCACAAAGGACUCUGAGGAGGAAACUGAAGAUGAAGGGAAAGAGGGAGAAGGUGAUAAACCCCAAGGUGGCCUCAAAAUGAAAGAGCUCUGUACAGAGUGCGGCAGUUUUGUCAAUACACUAAAGUCUCACACAUGUGAGCACAAAAGUAAGCCGUAUUCCUGCCGUAUUUGUGGCAAAAGAUGUGUUAAUGAAAUGUCUCUCAGACGUCACAACAUGAUCCACAGUGAAACCUACGAACAUCCUUGCAAAUACUGCCACGUUACGUUCAGAACAAGGGUGGACAAACUUAAACAUGAGCAGAUCCAUAAGAAACAAAAACGUCCCUAUAAAUGUCCCGACUGUCCGGAGAAGUUUGCGUCCCGUAAAGAGCGCUGUGUCCAUCUGCCAACACAUGGGGGGGAAAAAGAGAUUAAAUGUGGAAUUUGUGGGUUUAAAUUUAAGAAUCUGCAUCGUCUUCAGAGACAUUCUUUUGUGCACACCGGACUGAAGCCGUACCAGUGUCCGGUGUGCGAGCGCGGCUUCAACCAGGCAGGUAACCUCAAAUCUCACAUGCGUCUGCACACCGGGGAGAAGCCUUUUAAGUGUCAGCAUUGUGACAAAUGCUUUAAUCAUAAUGUGAGCUUGAAGAGUCAUGUCCAGCGUUAUCACGCCUCCAGUUCCGGGCACGGACGCAAGGAGGGCGAGAUCAAUGAAAGGCCAAGCGACACAGGCACAGACUCGGAGUCUGACAACCUAGAGAGAAAACAAGAUACAGGAGAGGUGUUACAGACGGUGACGACCGAAAUGAAGCCCACAGGAAGACCCAAAGGAAGACCAAAAAGUGCCACUGCAGGUGACCCGGUUCUUACGGCGCCAAACAAAGACAAGCGUUCAAAAAGAAAGACCUCCAAAUCAAAGGCGUACAAGUCAAAGGAAACUGAUUCCAGCGCCGAGGACAGUGAGUGUGACCAGAUAAACAGCAGCUCAUCUGACGAUUCGGAAGACGAAGAGGAGAAGCCGACGACGCAGAGGAGCACGGGGAGGAAGAGGAAGAGACCAAAGCAUGACAGUGAUUCUGAUUUUCACCCAGGAAAUGAAAAAGAAAAGAGGAAAAGUUCCAGUUCCUUUGGGAGACAAAGGAAGAAUGUAGUUGUGUGAAAAAACCCAACAUUUUUGCAAACCGACGACAGACAGAAAGGAGACCUAAUGAGUGGAGGACCAUGCAGAACCUCUUUGUAGUGAUGCCCUUUACAAACGUCCUUAGUUUACUCAAGCUUUUUAUUUAUACUUUUUUAUUAGCGAAACUACUUUCAGAUGCUAAGUAAGCCAUUAAAGGUUACACUAAUGUCGAGAGCUGUUUAGCUUGUCCUGGUAGUUUCCACAAAACCCUGAUACAGAAUGUAGGAAAGUGGUGACUAAGAUACUCGGAUAGACAUAGCAGAGAUGGAUAUUUUUGGGAAAAAUAGCUAUUUGAUGAAAAAACAUUUUAUUGAUAAUGCCAGGUUCUAAAGAAGACACAUUUAUUCUCUUAAAAGUCAGUUUCUAUCUUUUUUUCCACCACAGUGAAGUUACAUAGUUUAUGUCUGUAGAAAAUAUAGUGAAUUGUUCUGUUUCAUAAAGUUGAUGGCUUCUCUCAGACUGUGGCAGUGGUAGCGAGUGGUAGAAUUUGCAGUUUCGAUGUCUGAAUCUUCCAUAGUUCUUGGACUCUCCUGCUGUUUUCUAUAAUACACUGGUUUCAGUUGUCGCGUCACGUUACACAGGUGAGCUCGUGCAGAUGCAGCUGGUUAUACGCCACAGUGAAGUAACAAAGACUUUUUGCCCUCUGGCGAUGUGAAAAUAACACACCUACGAAGGGCGACUCAUGAAGCGCACCCUCGUGAACAGUCCAUGGAUAGCUUGCUGUUGAAUGGCAACAUUAUAAUUUGUCAGUUUGUGACAAAGUCCACCGAUGCUGUGAUUGUUUUGCUUUUGACGGAUGGGAUUUUAAACCUGUGAGGAAUUAAUCCCAUGUGGAGGAGAGAUGUGCAACAACUGUACAGAAAAGUAGUUCACGUCGUUUGUAGAUAACGUGAUAAAUCAUUCCGAACUGCUGGUGUGAACCGUGGACAUUUGCAAUUACAUGAAACCAAAAAUGUGACUGCCUUUUUAUGAGUGUUUCAUUUCAUCAAGUAGAUUUGAAAAGGAGUCGGUUAUGUUUCUAGCUGUAAGCAACUCUAGAGCUGUGGAUUAGUAUCUUGCCAAAGGAGCAAUAACAGCAGAACACAUGACAUUUUAUCCCCCUGCAAACUGUCUUUCCGUCUGUUAGGAUUAAAAUGUAUAGGUGUGUGUCUGGUGUUAACAGUUCCCACUUUGAUCUAAACCCCCGACUGCCACACAUUUAUCCUUCUCACUCCUCUCUGUCUGUCUAAUCUCGCUCCAAGGCUCAUCAGGUUUUGUGUUAAAGUUGUUCAAGGACAAGUGCAUUUCCCUCCUUUCAAUAGGAAAAAUGUGUCAGAAGAAAAAGA
Messenger RNA from Solea solea (common sole), 3723 nucleotides. RefSeq names its product zinc finger protein 271-like. The record is from RefSeq and is a predicted model, not a curated record. Lineage: Eukaryota; Metazoa; Chordata; Actinopteri; Pleuronectiformes; Soleidae. The coding region runs from base 302 to 2377 and encodes 691 amino acids. The transcript has 8 exons.